AUGAAAGAAAGUUUGUCUGUCAGCGGUGGUCAUAGUAAAGUAUUUGAUACGAUGUCAUCACAGUCAGAUGUUGAUGAAGACUCUCAGAAGAAAGUGCUCUCAUCAUUUGGCCUUUUACCAGAAGAUUCAGUUGAUAGCCGUAGAGAUAUCAAUGCAGAAAACGGAAAAGAAUUUGAUCCUCUGUCUAAUCAGUCUAGUGAGAAGAUUCAAAACAAUCUGAUGGCCUCUUUUGCUUUGACCAAUGAUGCCCAAGCUGAGAAGAUAAGCCCCACUGCUUCCUCUUCUCCUGCACAAAUUACCGAGGGUCGUGGAGGAAGUCCUGAUAGUAUAACCAGUAUUGGUUCUUCGGUAGCCAGUCGCAAUUCCCACCUUCAGCCAGCAGCACCUCACAUGUCACCGUACCAUGCCCCUUCAAGUCCAGCUCGUUUGCAGUCUAGCCCUCAUGGACAAUCCCCAAGGCAAGUGAAUACAUCUCCAGUAGUGCAAGGAAAUCAUUCCCCGCAUAUUUCCCAGCAGCCACAACCUGGUGUUCCAGAACAGAUUAGUCACCAGAUGGGCUUCUCUGGACUGCAGACACAGCCCAGGCCCCUAUACCCAGGACAGGCACCACACCCUGGUUAUGCUCAACAUUCCUUUCCAGGCCAACAGUUUAACCAACCACCCCCCCCUGAUCCUGGAUCUCAGGAGAGUUUCAACCCUGCAUUUCACCCAGGAACUAAUUAUUCAUAUUCAGCAAGUAUGCAACAACAGCAACCACCUUCAUCAAAUCAACCAUACAGUACUUAUCAACAGGUAUCUUAA
Molecule: messenger RNA, 801 nt
Organism: Acanthosepion pharaonis
Lineage: Eukaryota; Metazoa; Mollusca; Cephalopoda; Sepiida; Sepiidae
Source: the annotation of a GenBank genome assembly